AUGACUUCAUCGGGCUUCCACCUCGGCCCCCUUCCCGAUCCACCGCUACCGCUUCCCCGCGUCUUCGGCCCCAAACUCGCUCCUUUUACCCCGACUGCCCGUGCCGAGAUCGAAUUUAUCCACUUCCUCGGCCGGGAGAACGAUGUAGACUCUCAAGUGUGGAAGGUCAAGAUCAAUGGCAAUGGAGCUGGCUUCUUUGCACUUAAGAUGUUUUACUUCCGCCACUCGGAUUUCUUCAUUGAGAAUUAUACCGGGGAGACUCCCCUGCCGCUGGCCAGCCCGCAGCUUUAUGUCGACUACUUUGACUCGUUCAACUGCGAGUGCCGUGCAUACGGCCGUCUCAAGGAGGCGAAUCGCGAGGACUUGGCCGUCAAGGCCCUGGGCUAUCUUCUUCUCACGCCACAGCAGGAGGCCUAUGUGGCCUUGAAGGUGACGGGCGACGAGUUGGAUCGCAACAAUUUCUGGGGGCGGGACGAGCAGCAUCGCAACUUGCCCGUUCGCGCUAUCGUCAAGGAACUCGUCUCGGAUGAAUGGCCCACUGCCAACCAAGUCCAGGGUAUGUGGCCGGACCUGCAAGCCAUCCACUCGCUGGGCAUUUUCGUAGGGGAUACACAUGGUGGUAACUACCUAGGCGGGAAGCUCGUCGACUUCAGCCGCGCGUGGACGAUGUACCAUCCGGCUUUGAUCCCGACACAGAACCGCAGCCGUGAAUUGCAGGGUUUGAUGUUGGAAGAGCUGCAGAAGCUACAGGACAACUACUAUGAUCUGAAGAACAGUUUAGCGUCAGAAAGGAUCGAGGUCCCUCAAGACCUCGACGCGUUCUGCGCCGAGCACUUUGACGAGUACGAAAAUCUCCCGAGCGCCUUCAACUGGCUCAAGUGGGAAAAGGAACCCGACUCGGCACGCGCGUUUGUGGAACGAAGCCUAUAUGAGAGGGCUUGA
This is a messenger RNA of Dichotomopilus funicola, 942 nucleotides long. RefSeq names its product kinetochore Sim4 complex subunit FTA2-domain-containing protein. Bases 1 to 942 code for a protein of 313 amino acids. The transcript has 2 exons. NCBI's taxonomy places the organism in Eukaryota, Fungi, Ascomycota, Sordariomycetes, Sordariales, Chaetomiaceae. The record is from RefSeq and is a predicted model, not a curated record.